Messenger RNA from Carya illinoinensis, 961 nucleotides. Its product is annotated as putative dehydration-responsive element-binding protein 2H. The transcript is spliced from 3 exons. Gene Ontology annotation, molecular function: transcription cis-regulatory region binding; DNA-binding transcription factor activity. The record is from RefSeq and is a predicted model, not a curated record. Lineage: Eukaryota; Viridiplantae; Streptophyta; Magnoliopsida; Fagales; Juglandaceae. Gene Ontology annotation, biological process: positive regulation of DNA-templated transcription; response to stress. The coding region runs from base 251 to 859 and encodes 202 amino acids. Gene Ontology annotation, cellular component: nucleus.
CUUUUGUUUGGCGGCGGCGGCUUGUUACAAAAUCAACAAAAGUCGGUACUUUUAGGGAUUUCCAUUUCUGAAACUCUGUUGCUUCGACACGUAGUUCCCAUCGCCCAGAUCCAAGACUCCCCCAACCCCCUCCGAUGAACUCAGUCGGAGCCACGAGAAUCUAGGCUCUGCCCCGGGAGCUUCAGUGGCAAUAUAAGGGUAAUCGACGAAAUUCUUUUGGUUUUUCUGUUCAUUUCUAACUUCAAUUUGCAUGCUUAAGUUGGAUCAAACUCAUACUAGAGGGGAUGGAUCUAGAUCCCUGGCCUCCAUUCUUUCGAACUGGAAAGAAUAUAAUGAACAACUGGAUGCUUGCAACAAUGAGGAUAAACCAGUUCGGAAAAUUCCUGCCAAGGGUUCGAAGAAGGGAUGCAUGAAAGGUAAGGGAGGCCCAGAGAACUCGCGAUGUAACUACAGAGGUGUUCGGCAGAGGACAUGGGGGAAGUGGGUUGCAGAAAUUCGGGAGCCAAACAGGGGGAGUAGACUUUGGCUAGGUACUUUUCCUACUGCCAUUGCAGCUGCUUUUGCUUAUGAUGAGGCUGCAAGAGCCAUGUAUGGUUCCAGUGCCCGCCUCAAUUUUCCCAACAUUAAGAUAUCCUGUUUCUCGAAGGAAUGUACCAAGGAUUCUUCUUUAGUCGCAACAACACCAUCAGGUUCAUUGACAGUGGCAACUCCUGCCGGGUCUGAGUGCACUACAACAUCAAACGACUCUGAAGUUUGUCCAACUCAGGGCAUUGACCUGAACUCUGUCUCCCCAGGCGUAGAGCACGAUGAGGGGGUAUUUGAAUCAAGAAUGAAUUCUUCGCCUCCUUCAGUGUUAUGAUGUAUAUUAUUUUCAUAUUUCGACUUGGGUGAUGGCAAGAAUUAAACAUAUGUACUUUUGUAGGGAUAGAUUUUGAUUUAAAAAAACAUAUUUUGGUGGCAA